AUGAUCCCAGCGCCGGUAUCGCAAGGGCAUGGCGUAAGGGUGACGGUGCCAGCGUCAGCGCUAGAUACGGCACCGCGUGAGGCUUCUUCGAUAUCAUAUGCCGCGCUCAUGGGUACGCCGGCGCGGAUUGAACCGAGCAUUGCUCCGAUUCAGUCUGCCGAAUCGAUUCGUGCGUGGGUCCGCGACGUCAUAUACAAGCCGAACCCAGAACGCACAUACCGCAUCCGCGAGCCGCCUGCAGACCGGCCGGUUCGUAUCUAUGCAGAUGGCGUAUACGAUCUUUUUCACUACGCACACGCACUGCAACUCCGGCAAGCCAAACUUUCCUUCCCUAAUGUCCAUCUCAUUGUCGGUGUGGUGUCGUCGAGUUUGUGUGAGCAGCACAAAAACCGGCCUCUGCUUGAGUCGGCAGAGCGGUACGAGGCCGUGCGCAACUGCCGCUGGGUCGAUGAAGUCGUCGAAGAUGCGCCGUGGGUCAUUGACGAAGCCUUUAUGAACAAGCUGCAGAUUGACUAUGUGGCCCAUGAUGAGUUGCCCUAUGCCAUGGCCACGAACGACGACGUAUACGACUGGAUCAAGAAGAAUGGCCAAUUCCUUCCGACACGUCGCACCGAGGGUGUCAGUACGAGCGACCUAGUCGCACGCAUUGUAUCUUUGUAUCGUGGUGGCGAGCUGGAUGCCAAGUUGACCAAGAUGGGCGAGGAAGCGCUGACCACCUCGAGCCCCAUGUAG
This is a messenger RNA of Malassezia restricta, 732 nucleotides long. Its product is annotated as choline-phosphate cytidylyltransferase. Gene Ontology annotation, biological process: CDP-choline pathway. The record is from RefSeq and is a predicted model, not a curated record. Bases 1 to 732 code for a protein of 243 amino acids. Gene Ontology annotation, cellular component: nuclear envelope. The transcript has a single exon. NCBI's taxonomy places the organism in Eukaryota, Fungi, Basidiomycota, Malasseziomycetes, Malasseziales, Malasseziaceae. Gene Ontology annotation, molecular function: choline-phosphate cytidylyltransferase activity; phosphatidylcholine binding.